Schistocerca cancellata (South American locust) is the source of this 1111-nucleotide messenger RNA. RefSeq lists its product as uncharacterized. The coding region runs from base 489 to 1067 and encodes 192 amino acids. The record is from RefSeq and is a predicted model, not a curated record. Lineage: Eukaryota; Metazoa; Arthropoda; Insecta; Orthoptera; Acrididae. The transcript has 5 exons.
AAUGACAAAUGCUAAAAUUGCAACAUACACGGAAUGAUUCAGCUGCCCCUACCCAUGAGUUUUAUGUAACCUGCAACGCCUUCGAAUAUCGCGUGCCAGUUUUCAUAUUCUUUUGCUCGCUACGUUCAAAUUAUUAGUCCUACACCGAAGAAGACAGGACCUGUUUGUAGAAACUUGAAUGUACUUAAACGAAAAAGUGAUACGUUUUUCGCUAGAGGCCGAUGUUUUGGAUUUAUUUGGGAAAUACGUACAAAAGUGACGUUCGAAGGAGGUUUCUUUUUAGUAAGUCAAAAACUGUGUCUUCCAGCUGAAGCGAAUCACAACACAAAAUUUACCUGCAUUAAAUUUCCAACAAAAAUGUGUUGCUGAAUUUUUCCUUAGGAAUAACUGUUCGUGCGUAGCAAGUGAGGGAGUAAGAGAGUCACGAAUGUACUUUUCGAAGGCGUUGUGGCAUUCAUACAACUCGUAAGUAGGACAGCUGAAUCACCAUGUUUAUCUUAUAUAUUCCAGCAGUUUCGAUAAAAAGUGAGCGUUGCCUUUGCCGACAGAUGUUUUCGCUGCUACUCCUGGUGCUGCCCUUGCUGGCGGAGGGUGCUUCAUCAGACGGUGUGGGUUGUGUACUGCCAGCUGCCUCCACUGAGACGUUCUACAUGACUACAGAGGAGAAGCCGUGGUACCAGCAAUACCAGUACGAGGUACCCGGCCUGUUUGACCUGGGCUGCGUCACGUACGUCCAGUCGCCUGGGGAGAGCGACACCGAGAUGUAUCUCACUGGCAACUUCAGCAAAGCGCCUCUAUUUCCUCUGAACAGCUAUGUGUCAGUCACUGGAAACAAGCUGGACAAGGUCUAUGAUGGCGUUUGGGAAUCUCUACUGAGCGGACCAUAUAAUGUAGUGUACUCGCACGAGGAUUUCAUCAUGGACCACUACUGCUUUCUCGGAUAUGAAAUGGCUCAAAUCUUCACAACUGUCAAGGAACCUAGCGACGAGCUGAUGGAGCUGAUAUGGGAAGUUGUCAGUAAUCACACUGAAGUGGACAAGUCUAAAUUUAAGAAAGUGGUCUGUUAAUGCUGUACUUCUGAUAAAUAAAUAUUAAUUUAGCACAUCUUGAA